Malania oleifera is the source of this 408-nucleotide messenger RNA. RefSeq lists its product as uncharacterized. NCBI's taxonomy places the organism in Eukaryota, Viridiplantae, Streptophyta, Magnoliopsida, Santalales, Ximeniaceae. Bases 1 to 408 code for a protein of 135 amino acids. The transcript has 3 exons. The record is from RefSeq and is a predicted model, not a curated record.
AUGGCAGGCCAAGGUCAUGACAUGAGGCACAACCCAUCUCACGAUUUCCCCAACCAGGGUCAGCUGAGCAGAGACGACUACAUAAGCCAACCAUCCCAUCAGGCAUCCCAUGGAUCACUGAACCACCAGGGACUCGACAGUUCUUUUCAAUCCUCUGCCCAUAACAAUUAUGAGCUUCCCAAUAUUGCGCAGUCGGCCAACAGCUUCCUUCACCAGACUGGAGAGCAAGUGAAGAACAUGGCACAAGGAGCAGCUGAAGCUGUGAAGACCACGCUGGGGAUGAAUCCUGACAACAGCAACUUGAACAACCCAGGCACCGCCAACCGUUCAAACAACCCCGGCGCCGGCGUCGGCGCAGGCACCACCAACCGUUCGAACAACCCCAGCCACCCCAACAGUUUGAUUUAA